Cutaneotrichosporon cavernicola is the source of this 738-nucleotide messenger RNA. RefSeq lists its product as uncharacterized. The transcript has 2 exons. The coding region runs from base 1 to 738 and encodes 245 amino acids. Gene Ontology annotation, biological process: rRNA processing; ribosomal large subunit biogenesis; ribosomal large subunit assembly. Lineage: Eukaryota; Fungi; Basidiomycota; Tremellomycetes; Trichosporonales; Trichosporonaceae. The record is from RefSeq and is a predicted model, not a curated record. Gene Ontology annotation, cellular component: nucleolus; preribosome, large subunit precursor. Gene Ontology annotation, molecular function: RNA binding.
AUGCCCAAGUCGAAACGCCAGCGCGUGACCACCCUCACCAAGACACCAGGGCGCACGACGCGCGCGUCCAAGGUGGCGCUCGUCAACGAGAUCCGCUCCAACAUUGACAAGUUUGAGCACGUGUGGCUGUUCAGCGUUGGUGACAUGCGCAACGAGGGUCUCAAGGAGGUGCGCCAGCAGUGGCGUGGGACCGGGCGCUUCUUCCUUGGCAAGACGCGUGUCAUGGCCAAGGCGCUCGGUACCGACCCAGAGACCGAGUACGCCGAGGGGCUGGCUGAGCUCGGCAAGCGUUUGAACGGGGAGCUCGGGUUGUUCCUCACGUCGCAUCCCGUGGACGAGACGAUCGAGUGGUUCCAGACGUGGCACAAGCAGGAGUACGCGCGUCAGGGGCACGCGGCGACCAAGGACGUCUCGCUCCCCGAGGGCCCGCUGCUCACCCCGUGGACCGAGGACAACUCUGGUGACCCAUUCCCACACUCGAUGGACCCCCAGCUGCGCCAGCUCGGCCUCGACACCAAGCUUAUCCGUGGCGUGCCGAGCAUUGCCAACGCCCACAUCCUCUGCCGUAAGGGCGAGAAGCUGAGCUCGGAAAAGUGCCGCAUCCUCAAGCUGCUGGCAAUCCAGAUGGCCGACUUCCGCAUCAACCUCGGGUCCCGGUGGACCAAGGACUCUGGGUUUGUGCAGGGUGAGGAGCUGGAGGCCGGCAACCUUUCGGGUGACGAAAUGGAGGAGGACUAG